AUGGGCGAGAGCAGCACAGAGAGCAGCGAGAAAGCGGCGUCUCGGCCAGCCGACGGGGAGAACGAGAAGAAGCCGCCGACAACUGGCGGCAAGGUCGAUGACGAUGGCCCGACCAAAGAGACUAAAGAUCCCAAGGCACGGCCCGAACGGGAGGCCACGGCCGCUGACUACUUCCGCGUCUUCACCUACGCCAAAAGAUGGGACUUUGUCCUGAUGGGCACAGCCGCCAUCGCCAGCAUAGGCGCCGGCGUCACCAUGCCCUUGAUGAACAUUGUCUUUGGCCGGUUGAUCGGCGAGUUCAGCGAUUUCUCCAACCCGGACGCCGCAGACCCAGACGAGUUCUCGCGGACUAUCGACCGCAUGUCCCUGUACAUGUUCGCCCUCUUCAUCUCCCGCUUUGGGCUGAACUACAUCAACAAGUUCUGCUUCCGCCUCAUCGGCAUCCGCAUGUCGGCCGCCAUUCGCCUCCACUACCUCCAGUGCCUCUUCGGCCAGACCGUCCACGUGCUCGACUCGAUGCCCUCGGGCGCCGCCGCGAGCACCAUCACCUCGACCGCUAACACGCUGCAGCUCGGAAUCUCGGAGAAGCUGGGGACCUUCCUCGAAUUCAGCUCGACCAUCGUGGCCGCCAUCGUCAUCGCUUUUACCUACAGCUGGUCCCUGACGCUCGUCACCGCGUCCGUCAUCCUCUUCAUCUCGCUCGUGGUCUCUGUUCUCCUGCCCUUCAUCAUCAAGGGGCAGACCAUGCUUACCAGGGCCGACGCCAAGGGAACGUCGGUGGCCACCGAAGCCUUCGGCACCAUCCGCAUGAUCACGGCCUGCGGCGCCGAGGCCAGGAUGGCCCGGCGAUAUGCCAAGUGGGUGGCCAAGGCGAAGCAGGCCACCCAGUUCAGCUCCCCCUUCCUGGCGGCCCAGUUCGGUGCCAUCUUUUUCGGCCUGUACGGCGCCUUCGCGCUGGCCUUUUGGUUCGGCACGAAGUCCUUCGUCGAAGACCGCAUCGAGGGCAUCGCCACCAUUCUUAUCGUCCUCAUGUCCGUCAUGCUCAUGGUCAUUUCUCUGGAGCGCGUCUCCACUCCGCUGAUUGCCGUCUCCAAGGCCAUGGUGGCCGCCGCCGAGUUCUUUGCCGUCAUCGACGCUCCGAAGCCAAAGAUGGGCACACUGAAGGAGCCCGACGUCUCAGCCGACCAGGACAUUGUUUUUGAGGAUGUUCAUUUUGCCUACCCGAGCCGCCCUCACAAGAAGGUGCUCGACGGCUUAAAUCUCCGCAUCCCCGCCAGGCUGAACACGGCCAUUGUAGGCCCCAGCGGGUCCGGAAAGAGCACCAUUGUCGGCUUGAUCGAGGGCUGGUACACCCUCCACGAUCAAUAUGUAAUUGCGAAGGCCGUCGAGAAAGACAAGGCGAAGAAAGAGAAGGAAAAGGCAAAGAAGAAGGAGAAGAAGAAGAAGAAGAGCAGAGGGAAAGAGGACGACGAGGACGACGACGAAGACGCAGCCGCCGACGCGCCGCUCGAUGUGGAAGAAACCGGGGCCCCGGUCGAGCUAAAGGGAAGCAUAUCAACGUGCGGGAGGCAGCUCGGUGAUAUCGACAUCAAGUGGUGGAGGUCGCAGAUCGGUCUCGUGCAGCAGGAACCCUUCCUCUUCAACAACACCAUCUUCUACAACGUCGCAGUCGGCCUCAUCGGCACGCAGUGGGAAAACGAGCCGGAAGAGGUCAAACGCCGGCUCGUAAGAGAGGCGUGUGCCGAGAGCUUCGCCGACGAAUUCAUCGACCGGCUACCGGAUGGCUACGACACCCAAGUGGGCGACUCGGGCGCCAAGCUGAGCGGUGGGCAACGCCAGCGGAUCGCCAUCGCCCGGAGCAUCGUCAAGAAGCCCAAGAUCCUCAUCCUCGACGAGGCGACCUCCGCCAUCGAUGUCCGUGGAGAACGGAUCGUGCAGGCGGCGCUGGAGAGGGCCUCCAAGGGCCGGACCACCAUCACCAUCGCUCACCGACUGUCUACCAUCAAGAACGCCGACCGCAUCUGUGUCUUGCAGAACGGACGGGUCGUCGAAGAGGGCACCCACGACAGCCUGCUCGAGAACGAGCGGGGCGUCUAUUACGGUUUGGUCCACGCGCAGAAGCUGUCCCUGGGAGAUGACACGGGCGGAGACCUCCUGCACGAGGAAGACGUUGGCGCGGCCCUCGCGCGCGAGAAGAGCGCAGCCAAGUCGGUGGCCGAGGGCGCAAAGGAGGAAGCCAAGUGGGCCGAACGAGGCUUGUUCAGCGGUUUUGGCAAACUCCUCUACGAGCAGCGCAGCCGGUUCCCAUUCUACGUCCUUGCCCUUAUCGGUGCCAUGGGCGCUGCCGCUGCGGUGCCGGUACAAGCAUAUCUCUUCGCUAAGGUAGUCGGUGUGUUUCAGAGGACGUCUCUGCAGUCUCUCAUGGACGGAGCCACGUUCUGGUCAAAGAUGUGGGCUGUCCUCGCCGGCGGAGUCGGCGCUAGCUACUUCCUCACCUCUCUCGUAUCAAACAACCUCGAGGGCUACAUCGCCGCCGUAUACCGACAGGAGUAUUUCGAGUCGAUCCUGUUCCAACCCACUGCCUACUUUGACAAGGACGACAAUGCCACGGGACAGCUAACCGCGCGUCUCUCGAGCGAUCCGCAAUCGCUCAAGGAGCUCCUGGGUAUCAACCUCAUGGUGGUGCUCAUCGGAAUCUUUUCCCUCGCAGGCGCGCUCGCCAUCUCGUUCGCCUACGGCUGGAAGCUGGCCCUUGUCGCCCUCUGCGUGACGGUGCCGAUCGGCAUCGUGUCGGGCUACUUCCGUCUCCGGUACGAGCUGCAGUUCAACAAGAUGAACGACGAAGUGUUCCAGGAGAGCUCAAAGUUCGGUGCCGAAUCUAUCGGUGCGUUCCGGACCGUCAGCGCCCUCGUCAUGGAAGACAGCAUCUGCGACCGGUACCAGAAGCUGCUCAGCGGUCACGUCGUGGCGGCGUUCAAGAAGGCCCGGCUUACCACGAUCGUCUUUGCCUUCGCCGACAGCGCUAGCUUGGGGUGUCAGGCGCUCAUCUUCUGGUACGGUGGCCAGCUGAUGCUGAAGCGUGAGUACGAUGUUGUCGCGUUCCUCGUCACCUACAUGGCGGUGAUUCAGGGAGCCGAGUCCGCGGGCCAGUGGCUGAGCUUCGGCCCCAAUGCUGCGCAGGCGGCGGCGGCGGCCAAUCGCAUCCUGCAUGCUCGCGAGACGCGUCUCAGGAGCGACGCCACCAAGUCGGAGCAAAUCCCCGACGUGGACGGCGGCAUCAAGAUCGAGCUCAAGGACGUCCACUUCAAGUACCCCACCCGCGACGUCUCCAUCUUCAGGGGGCUGAACCUCACCAUCGAGAAGGGCCAGUUCGCCGCGCUGGUCGGCGCGUCCGGGUCGGGCAAGACGUCCAUCGUCAGCCUGCUGGAGCGGUUCUACGACCCGGACAGGGGCCAGAUCUUGUUCAACGGCAAGGACAUCAGCGAGGUCGACGUGUACGAGUACCGCAAGCUCCUGUCGCUGGUGGCGCAGGAGCCGUCGCUGUUCCACGGCACCAUCCGCGAGAACCUCCUCCUCGGAGUGGACCCGUCGACCGUGACGGACGAGCAGCUGCACCAGUGCUGCAGGGACGCGAGCAUCCACGACUUUAUCGUGUCGCUGCCCGACGGGUACGACACCAACAUCGGCAGCCGCGGCGUCAGCUUGAGCGGCGGGCAGAAGCAGCGCGUGUCCAUCGCCCGCGCGCUGAUCCGCAACCCGCGCGUCCUGCUGCUGGACGAGGCCACCAGUUCCCUCGACUCCGAGAGCGAAAAGCUCGUGCAGGCGGCGCUCGAGAGAGUCGCCAAGGGCCGGACAACGAUCGCGGUGGCGCAUCGCCUCGCCACGAUCCAAAAGGCCGACAUCAUCUACGUGCUCGGCGAAGGUAAAGUGCUCGAGAAGGGCAGCCACGCCGAGCUGCUCAGGCAGAAGGGCGUGUACUGGCAUAUGUGUCAAAACCAAGCGCUCGAUAGGUAA
This is a messenger RNA of Thermothelomyces thermophilus ATCC 42464, 4014 nucleotides long. RefSeq lists its product as uncharacterized. Gene Ontology annotation, biological process: transmembrane transport. Gene Ontology annotation, cellular component: membrane. Bases 1 to 4014 code for a protein of 1337 amino acids. Gene Ontology annotation, molecular function: ATP binding; ATP hydrolysis activity; ABC-type oligopeptide transporter activity. Lineage: Eukaryota; Fungi; Ascomycota; Sordariomycetes; Sordariales; Chaetomiaceae. The record is from RefSeq and is a predicted model, not a curated record. The transcript has 3 exons.